GGUCGGUCCUGCUGAAAUUCCCGGGCCCAAUGCCUGCACGGAGGGGGCUUUUAGCGCCCCAAAACACCUUUCUGGACACCAUAGCGACACGAUUCGAUGGAACACAUAGCAAUUUUGUAUUGGGAAACGCACAAGUGCCGUCCAUUUAUCCAAUUGUUUACUGUUCCGAUGGAUUUUGCGAGCUCACUGGAUUCACUAGGGCGCAAAUUAUGCAGAAAGCCUGCUCCUGCAAAUUUCUGCACGGACCGGAAACGAAAGACGAACACAAAACUCAGAUUGAUAAGGCGCUGGAAUCCAAGAACGAACUCAAACUGGAAGUUAUAUUCUAUAAAAAGAACGGUACUCCUUUUUGGUGUUUACUCGACAUCGUCCCCAUCAAAAAUGAAAAAAGAGAAGUGGUCCUAUAUUUGGCAUCACACAAAGAUAUUACCAACACAAAAAUGGCAGAGAUGUCCGAGUGUGAGCUAUACGAUAGUGCUGCCGUACUUGGAGCACGGUUUCGGGGCUCGGCUGACUCUUGCCUCCUCGCAGAACCGGUCAACGGCGACCUGGACGAUCCGGAGGCCCCACCUGCUAACUACGGACGACGCAGAUCCAGAGCCGUACUCUAUCAGCUGAGCGGACACUACAAACCGGACAAGAUGAAGACAAAACUGAAGCUCAAUAAUAACUUGUUGAGUUCGACCCCACAACCGCUUCCCGAAUACAAAACGGCGGCCGCAAAGAAAAGCCGAUUCAUUAUUUCGCAUUACGGCGUUUUCAAGAAUGCCUGGGACUGGCUCAUUUUGAUUGCCACUUUUUACGUGGCAGUUGUUGUCCCGUACAACGCGAGCUUUCUCAGACCGGAAACCGAAAGGCCGUCGGUUAUUAUGGACGUUUUCGUUGAAGCACUUUUCUUUAUUGACAUAAUAUUGAACUUUAGAACAACCUUCGUGAACAAGAAAGGCGAAGUCGUCUCUGACUGGAGAUCCAUUUCAAUCAACUACUUGAAGACUUGGUUCAUUGUCGACUUACUGGCAGCACUACCCUUUGACCUGCUCUAUGCUCUUUAUGGAGAAGAGUCUGGCCCGUCGCACACUCAUCUCAUCAAGUUGACAAGGCUCUUGAGACUACUGCGUCUCCUUCAAAAGAUUGACAGGUACUCCCAGUACAGCGCCAUGAUUUUGACAUUGUUGAUGUUUUCCUUUACGUUGGUCGCCCAUUGGCUGGCCUGCAUUUGGUAUGUGAUAGCGCAAGAAGAAGUUGAGACUGAUUUAGGAUGGAUAAGAGCUUUAGCUGAUAGACUUAAGAUUAGUGACGUCAAGAAUAUAUCGAACACAAACGCCUACGUGACCGCCCUCUACUUCACUUGCUCAAGCUUGACCAGCGUCGGAUUCGGAAAUGUUAGCGCCAACACCACCAACGAGAAAAUCUUCAGCAUUUGUGUUAUGCUUAUUGGAGCUCUGAUGCACGCCGUCGUCUUCGGUAAUGUAACCGCCAUUAUUCAGCGAAUGUACUCGAGACGUUCCCUUUACCAUACUAAAUGGAGAGACCUGAAGGACUUUUUCACUCUCCAUCAAAUUCCGAACGAGUUGAAAAAUCGCAUGCAGGACUAUUUCCAAACGAUGUGGUCGCUCAAUCAUGGGAUCGACAUUCACGAUACUCUCAAAGAAUUUCCUGAAGAACUAAGAGGCGAUGUUUCAAUGCAUUUGCACCGAGAGAUUCUGCAGCUCCCGAUUUUCGAAGCUGCUUCGCAAGGAUGUCUGAAACUGCUCUCCCUUCACAUCAGGGCCAACUUUUGCGCUCCCGGCGAAUAUUUGAUUCACAAAGGAGAUGCAUUGGGGUCGAUUUACUACAUUUGCAACGGAUCGAUGGAAGUUAUCCAGAAUAAUAUGGUUGUAGCUAUACUGGGUAAAGGCGAUCUAGUGGGAUCCGAUAUCAGCGUACACCUACAACACCAUCAUCAGUCCAAUAACAAUCCAGAUGGAGUAACCAGAAGUGCAGGAAACAUUGACAUUGUUAUAAAGUCCAGCAGUGACGUGCGCGCUCUUACCUAUUGCGAUCUGAAAUGCAUCCAUAUCCAGGGACUCGUUGAUGUGUUGAGGCUUUAUCCCGAAUACCAGCAACAAUUUGCGAACGAUAUCCAGCACGAUCUCACGGCUAACGUCAGAGAAGGCUACGAAGCAGAGCAAGAAUCGGAAGGAAACGGCAUGCCGUCACUAACCCUUCCCAGCAUUAGCGAAGACGACGAGAAUAUGCAGGAAGGCGAGGCAUCGUCGCCUGUAUCGCCGACCAUCCGGUCGCCCCUUCACCAAAUUACCACUAGCAGUCCUGCAAGGCAUACCAAGUUUAUUAGAGUACAAGAGGUGCACGAAAGUCCUCGUCGAUCGCGUUUGGGCGGUGUGGCAAGUAACCACUUGGCUAUGCUGCGAGGACGAGUUGAACGUCAACGAAGUGUGAUCAUGCCGCAUUCCAAAUUUAACUCGUGCGAGGAUCUAACCAAUAAGAAUACAGAAUGUGAUAGUAGCGCCGGUAAUAAUAAGGAGAGCGCCGAGCGACUAGACAACCAGAUAUCCUCUUUACAUCAGGAUGUUGCGACGUUAAGUAUCGAAGUUCGGAACGCUAUCCAAGCUCUGCAAGAAAUGGCAAUGCCGUCAUCUACUCACGGAUCAGCCCACUACUCGGCUCAUUCAAAUCCAAACAUAACCGACGUGCACCAUUCCUCGUCGGUUUUAACCAGAAGCAACUCGCACCCUCCAGAAAUGUUCUGUUGGGACGGCGAAGGAGCCGCGUCUCCAAGAACCCUAAUGUCCUUAGCUCUGGCUGAUAAGGAAACCCAAACAGACAACAUAGAGCUUAUUCGGACUUUCGUCCAAGAGAACCCGAAAGUUAUAUUGGAACUUUUAGGGUUAGAUUCUGAAAAAAUAUUGACAAGGAUGAAUCUGAAGAAGAGCCACAGCAAUCCAGAUUAUACUUGUCACGAUGGCCGAUUCACUGAUAGGUGUUUCGUGAAUAUGAGUAACAGGAAUGAUUGUAGCAUAGUUGUGGAUGAAGAAAGUGAGGAUGAAAAUGAUGAAAAUACUCCAUUUUUGUGGUAUGAGCAGUCGAAUAAUGAAAGGAAAUCACAAAUUUUUGAGAGUUUGAGCAGAAGCAGUAUUAUUAAGUUUACGCGGGGCAUUGACAGCUAAGUUUUCAAUUAUCAACGUACAAUAUUUAAAAAAAAAAAAAGUCAAUUUUUCUUCAUAACUAGUUAGGUGGAUAAUAACAGAUGUAUCAUACCUUCCUAUAUUAUUUACCUUAUUCUAUGUGAUGUACCUAAAUAUGAUGUCAUAUUCAAUUUAGAAAUAAUAAAUGUUCAAAUUGUAUUCGAUUUAGAAUAAUCGAUAAUUAAUACAAAUAGUCUGUACUUAUAUACCUACAUGUUUUUUAGGAUCCAUUGUAAGGAAUAACGCGUUCGUCAGUCAUAUUACAAGGGUUCCAAUUCUUUUUCAAGAAAAUAAAUCCGCGUGAUUGCUGACGUAGGGAGAACCCCAACCCGAUGAGCUCAUUUUUAAUUAAUAUGCUAAGCAAGGUGCAUAAAACAGAACAAAUUAUCUGCAUUAGAUACCUACCGAGAUUUUGAGUCAUGUCAUGAUGAAAUAUUACCUAGUUUCUCCUUGAAGUUUAGAUAGCGCGUCUUGACAUAAGCCCGUGUUAUACGUGGUAAGUAAUAAAACUUGAUGGCCACAACGGUUUUCUACUCGAUUUAUUACAAAGUAGUUGCGGUUAAUACUGAUAGCAUGUCGUAAAACUUCUCCCUUUUUGUCACGUAUAUUAUUAAUAAUAUCUCAUCUGUGUGUACAAUCAGGUAGGCGGCGAUUUUUCUCAAAAGUCUUUUUCUAUAAGGGUUUUGAAGCAUUGAAGUUGGUCAUUUGUGCCGUAAUAAGAGCGCAAACCAGCUAGUUUAGUGUAUUUCCUAAUAUUUUCCCAAUAAUUCAUGUAAAUGUUUAGUUUUAUACAAAUGACUGAAUGAAGCAGGUCAGAUCCCCUUUCUUGUGUAGAAACGUUGAUAGAAGGAUCAUGAUCGAGUCGUUCCAGUUAUCUGGGACGUUUUGAUAAAAUUAUUUGUACUCGUACGUUUUUGCCAAUUGGAGCAGUAGGGCAGUUUAUAAAAUGCCCGCAGAGUCAAUUUUGUAGUUGUAAGUAGGUAUGUAGGUACAAAAUACAUUAAUUUAAAUGAGGUAAUAUAUUUUUUAAAUAGUUAAAAUGGGUGUUAAUUAAUUCGACUUAUCUGCGCUCUUUUAAAUAGGCUGGUGUGUAUAUUUCACAAACAACCUACUUAAAAAAUAGGCAUUAUAAAACAUAUCUCUAGAGGAUUUUUUUUUACUGUGAAAUUUUUAAUUACUUACACUGAUGAAUGCCUCAUAUCAGUCCUUGUCUUUUUAACGAUAAGCAUAUUUUUAAUACCUACAUAAAUGUUUUAUUCCCCUUGAAUGUAAGUAGAUAUCACUCCUUAAUAUAACUUUAAUCCUAAAUGUUGGAUAUUGGAAAAAAAAAACUGAUUAGGCAGAAUCCGUAAGCCGGAGCGCUUUCACUUGGGAAGUUUUUAAAGGAAAUAAAAAAAGUUUCUAGAUUUCCACAAUUUUAUUUUUAUGCUGCUGUAAAACAUGUUUCAGCACAGAUAAAUUGUGGAAAACUUUUUUGUUUUCUUUCAAAAUUUUUCAUGAAUUUCCAUGCCUAAAUCAAUCUGUGUUAUUGUUUGUUGUUGAAACACUCAUUCUAUCUUACAGUUAACAUAUUGAGUAAGCAUAUCAUGUGAUCUACAAGAUAGUGCCUCUAUUGUGAUCAGACUAAUCUUUUAUGAUUUGUUGUAUGUAUAUAUAAGUCCCUAUCUACAUUAUAAGUAUAUGGUAUUUGAUAAGAAAUUUAAAGAAUUUAUUAUAUUCUAUAUGUAUAUUUGUUAUAUGUACCGUUAAUUCGGGAAUAUCAUCAUACAGUUGGCAAGCAAGUACUGAAAGUUAGAAGAUUUUACAGACUGGUAAUAAUGUUGUAUGACUUAGCCCAAAUUACAGGCCCAAAGAAUUUGAAAUUUAAUUUUUUUUCAAUUGGAUGCACGGUGAAAGUUUGUAAAUUUGCAAGUGGUAAGUGGUCAUCAUCAUCAGCUCAUCCUGUCCAAUGUUUUUAUUAAACUUUGCAAUACGAAGCAACCAGUAUCCAGUUUCCAGCGAUUCUCUUUAUGUCAUACCUCCACCAAUCGGGGGCAAGCCUGGCUUGUGGCUUGGCUUGUUUGAAAAACUUCUUGACAGUGUGGUGGAAUUUAAAUCCAGGAAAAUUGGAAGUUUUUCUUUGGAAAACACAAAUUGAAGGUUCAAACACGCUGUUAAGAACUUAUACGAUGUGUUUAUAUUGACUCUGAUCACUGCUACAAAAGUUUGGUUUUACUUUAUGAGACGAUGGAGGUCUGUUCGACCUCUAAAAUUUUACUUGAGCUGAGUGAAAACCCAGAUCUCAACAGUGUGUUUGUAGCUUCGGUUAAAAACUUCUAUUUUUCCUGGUUUAAAAUCUUCACUGAUGAUUCUCAGCAUUGAUCUUUCCAUCCUAUGUAAUUUGCCUAUAUGUUUUUCUCCCCAUUUUUCCAGAUUUUUAUGUAGGAAAUAUGGGUGUUUUCCUUUUGUUAUUGUUCUUUUAACUAAAAAACCAAUGCCAACAGAAUGCCAUGUUAAGAAUGAUAUAUUGUUGCUUAUAGGACGCAGCUCCAAUCAAGCACAACAAUAAUUAUUAAUUAUCAAGCCAUCGAACGAGAAAAAAAACCGGACCAUAAUAAUCUUUAUGGUCCUAGGAGCAUAAUAGAUCGUGUCUCGUGUUGACGACAAAAAGUUAAAAUUAUUAACCGUUUGUUGAAAAUAUUUUUGGUUGUUUUUUUGCAAGUUUUCAAACUUCCACCCUGCAUAUUAUUUCAGAACUUGAACGUUCAACCAACAUGGCUAUGUUGGCAAUAUUUCUACAGUUUUACUAACUAAACAUUCCGCAAAAAAAAAAUAUUUACGGGCCUCCUAUCUUGUAUACCUACUUUAGAGUUUAUCACAAACCUAUGGAGGAAAACUCUCGGAAAAGUUACCGUUAUUUUUUUAUGUUAUUUAAUUAAUGUGAUACUCUAUGCACACCUAAACAGGCCCGUAAAUUUAAUUGUAUUAUAUGUACUAUGGAUGUUAUAUUGUACAAUGUUUUUUCUUUGAAUAAAAUGUACUAAGAC
This is a messenger RNA of Ceutorhynchus assimilis (cabbage seed weevil), 6211 nucleotides long. The record is from the annotation of a GenBank genome assembly. Lineage: Eukaryota; Metazoa; Arthropoda; Insecta; Coleoptera; Curculionidae.